Messenger RNA from Punctularia strigosozonata HHB-11173 SS5, 1454 nucleotides. Its product is annotated as cytochrome P450. The record is from RefSeq and is a predicted model, not a curated record. The transcript is spliced from 12 exons. Gene Ontology annotation, molecular function: heme binding; iron ion binding; oxidoreductase activity, acting on paired donors, with incorporation or reduction of molecular oxygen. The coding region runs from base 1 to 1356 and encodes 451 amino acids. NCBI's taxonomy places the organism in Eukaryota, Fungi, Basidiomycota, Agaricomycetes, Corticiales, Punctulariaceae.
AUGGUUGAUGGAUCGCUAUCCUCUGAUGUAGGAGAUGUCGUCUCGUUUGAGUCGCUGGGAGUGACUACCGUGGUAUUGAACUCACUUCAAGCGACGCACGACUUGUUCGACAAGCGAUCUACAAUUUACUCUGAUCGCCCGAGGAUGCCGAUGAUCACCGAACUAUGCGGAUGGACCCAAUCGUUGGGUCUCAUGCACUAUGGCGAAUCCUGGAGACGCCACAGGCGCGAGUUCCACCAGCUGAUGAACUACAAGGAGGUCGUCAACUACCAACCCCUGCAACUGAAAGAGGCACGCGCGCUCGUCCUGAAGAUCUUGCAAGAUCCAGAGGAAUUUCCGGUCCACAUCCGACGAACGCAAACGGCGGUGAUAUUCAAAGUGGCGUAUGGUAUCGACGUACGGGACGAGAAUAACAAAUUCAUGCUCAAAAUCAAAGAAGCGUUGGAGGGAUUCGCCGAGGCCGGCGUACCUGGAACCUUCCUGGUCGAUAGGCUCCCGAUCUUGAAAUAUGUGCCUGAUUGGUUCCCCGGCGCUGCGUUCAAGCGUAAGGCAAAGAUAUGGAGAAAACAGGCGGAGGAGAUGUGGGGAGCUCCGUUCGAAGAAGCCAAGAAAUUAAUAUCGCAAGGAAUGCAUUCGCAAUCGAUGACGGAAACUAUGCUGAGUCGCAUCCCUGAAGAAAGCGAGCGUGGAUUCGAAGAGGAGGUAGUUCGCAAUGUCGCUGGUAUCGCGUACCUGGCUGGAGCAGAUACUACCAUUUCCGCGAUGGAAACCUUUAUCCUGGCAAUGGCUAUGCAUCCCGAUCUUCAGAAGCGAGCCCAACAGGAGAUCGACUCCGUCGUUGGCCCAAAUCGAUUGCCGGAGUUCGCCGACUUCGAACAGCUCCCGUUCGUGGUUGCGGUGUGCAGAGAGGUGCUGAGAUGGCAGCCUAUUACGCCUCUCGGCAUCGUCCAUUCCAACACGGAGGCGGAUGAGUACCGCGGAUAUCAUAUACCAAAGGGCUCUAUGGUCAUCGGGAACACCUGGGCGAUACUCCGCGAUGAGAAGGCAUAUCCCGAGCCCGAAGUCUUCAAGCCUGACCGCUUCCUAGACAAGGACGGCAAACUUGAUCCCAACGCCCAGCAUCCCAACGUCGCUGCCUUCGGUUACGGCAGGCGGAUCUGUCCCGGACGGUGGUUCGGCGAGCAAUCCCUGCUCAGCAUGGCGGCGACCGCGUUGGCCGUUUGCGACAUCCAGCCCGUAAAGGGGGAGAAGCUCGAAGCGAACAUGUUGCACGGCAUCGUGACGCACCCUGCGCCGUUUAGGUGCAGCUUCCGCGAACGCUCCGCCAAUGCGAGGUUGCUUGCUCAGGAAGAGUAGACCGGGCAAACCCCGCGCAUCGUCACCGAUCCCGAGUUGGGUAUCCGGUAGCCAAUCGCUCGCUCAACGACGAGCAUUUAUCGUUUCGAGUUCAUCUC